Paramuricea clavata is the source of this 3616-nucleotide messenger RNA. The record is from the annotation of a GenBank genome assembly. Lineage: Eukaryota; Metazoa; Cnidaria; Anthozoa; Malacalcyonacea; Plexauridae.
AUGGACGAAAGACAGCCAAUCUUGCAAAAGAAUACAUUCGACGCGUAAAAGAAAUUGCAAAAAUAAAAGAACAGUUAUGGUUUAAUCACAGAUGCAAAGAAAAUGAUCUACUUUCAGCCAGUCUCGCAAUUAAAUCGCCAUUAAAAACUGCCAAGGGAAUUAAAACGGUAAGACAAACUAGCAAAAAACUUGUUAUCGUAAGAAUAAAUGAUUGUCACAAGCGAAAGAGUAUUCAUGAAAAAGCGUACAGUGACAUUGAAAGAUACCUAGAAAGCAGUAUACCCGGAGAUUUGCCAGAUGUAGUUAAGAAUAUCGCAACAGAACAAUCUCGUAAAGUGAAAGAAGAGACGCAUACACGUUUGAACGAUAAAUUACUGGCGCUAGAACAGAAAGGACAUGUGAAUAAUAAACAGAAACCUCCUAGUAAUUUUAUCAAGAACAUAUCUAGCAGAGUUUUAGAUGAGCAUGAAAAGACCGUUUUGUCAUAUGGUAUGAAACAGUCGUUAGCACCAAAACGUUUACCCACGGCUAAGAUCCCUGCGAGUGUAGAAUCUGCUAUAUAUCGAGAGAAUCUUUCUGCGGAAGCGAAAGAAACAGUUCGGGCUAAGGUUGCGUCAACUCUUCAAACGAGUCAAAAACCAGUAAGCAAUUUAACUAAGGCUGAACGAGAAGCAUUGUCUAAGUUGCGAAAGGACGAUUCGAUUGUUAUUACACCAGCCGAUAAAGGUCGUGUAACCGUAGUGAUGGAUAAAUCUGAGUACCACAAAAAAAUGGAUACAACGUAACCUAAAUAAAAAACUUUGGCCGUUACAUUUAGCAAACAUUAUAAAGAAACCUUUGUACUCAAAACUUCGUUGUUCGGUUGCGCAAGCUCCAAAACUGUAUGGUUUGCCUAAAAUUCACAAGGAGAAUACACCUAUGAGACCAAUCGUGUCGUUUUGUUCAUCACCAACAUAUGAACUUUCAAAAUAUCUUGCACGCAUUUUGAAGCCUUUAACAGAGCGCUCGAAACACCGCCUCGUGAAUUCCGCAGAUUUCAUAACGAAAAUUCAAGCGGAGACGAUCAGUGCCACUCAUGAACUGGUCUCCUUUGAUGUUAAGUCUUUAUUCACAAGUAUUCCAUUAAAACUAGCAAUUGAGUGCAUGGAAGAGUCCUUAGCUAACUAUGAUGAUGAACUUCCAAUCCCGCAGGAAAAGAUCAUAGAGAUAUAAUCUGGAGAUAUAACAAGGUACAAACUAUUAUGUGACAAAGUUACCUCACUUGUAUCAAAUGCGAAAAAGAAUUACUAUCAACUAAAAGCAGAGGGUACACGCGAAACGAAUCCGGCAAAGUGGUACAAAACCAUAUUUGAACUUGCUGCCGCUAAUGACUGUAACUCUCAACCACCAGCUGAUGCAGCAGACUUAGCGGAACGCCUGCAACAAAGCUUCACCAAACCUUGGCCGAAUGCCAACCCCACUGAAAUUCCGGACGUUGGGGAAAUUGAACACCUACUUAAGAAUGAUACCAGUCCCCCGUUGCCUUCCAUCGGACAAAUUAAGGCUACCCUUAAACAUCUAAAUCCCAGGAAGGCCACUGGCUCAGAUGAGAUCCCUCCAUGGUUACUGAAACGUUACCAUGAAGAACUUGCCCCUGUUAUUCAUAACAUCAUAUGCUCUAGCAUCUCCCAGGCUAAAUACUCAACCCUAUAUAAACACGCAUUGGUCACCCCAGUGCCUAAAAUAUUCCCUCCUAAUGACAUGGAUAAUGAUUUUCGCCAAAUCUCAGUAUUACCGCAAUUGGCUAAAGUCUUAGAAAGCAUCCAACUUAAAUUAAACAAAGGGGACCUUAAGAUCAAGGACAAUCAACAUGCAUUUACACAUGGUAGAUCAACAGUAUCUGCACUGGCGAGCAUCACCCAAAAUUGGUUCAACAAGACUGAAAACUCACGUGAUGGAAGAAUGGGUAUCCACGCCCUAUUUAUUGACUUUUGCAAAGCAUUUGAUCUGGUGGACCACGGAUUGCUUUUAAGGAAGCUCGCCAAAAUGAACGUGUCGAAAAGCUUCUGGCUAUGGACACGGAGCUUUCUAGAAGGGAGGAGUCAGCAAGUAAAAUUACAAGGUACUCUGUCAUCUAUAAGGCCUUGCCCUUCCGGAGUCCCCCAGGGAUCUGUUAUAUCACCAACAUUGUUUAAUGUUCAUGUGGAUGACCUCGAAGACUGCAUUCCCAAUUAUCUGGACAUCAAUACGCACAAGUACGCAGAUGACUGCACUCAAGAUGAAGUGAUUCCAUACGGUUCUACUAGCAACAUGCAAAAGGUGCUCGAUGCAAUAAACGACUGGGCACAUAGAAACAAGAUGAAACUUAACGCGAAAAAGACGAAAGACAUGUGGAUCUGCUUUAAAGCUGCAAUUCCGGAACCACCACAUUUAAAAUUGGCGAUGAUGCAAUUGAAAGAGUAAAGUCAUUCAAGUUGCUAGGUCUUUGGAUUGACAAUACCCUUAAAUGGAACACCCACAUUGACGAAAUUGCAAGGAGGGCAAACAAACGCUUAUUCUACCUACGAGUGUCGUCGAGCAGAUCUACCAACUAAUGUGGGUUUGACGUGCUAUGAAUCCAAAUUAAGACCGGUUUUGGAAUAUGCUGCCCCAAUUUGGGGUGGCCUGCCACAAUACCUUACUGACGAACUGGAGAGUAUCCAGAAUAGAAGCCUGAAAAUUUUGGGUCUACCUCCUGAUUCUCUUCAAUCUCUAGAACAACGUCGGGAUAAACUUUCAAUUCGCGAGUACGAGAAAAUCAUUAAUGACGAAACACACCCAUGGAGGAAGUACAUACCAGACAUGGUGACGAACAAGUAUGACCUAAGAACACCAAAAACUCUUCCCGGAAUUUUCUCAUACACUAAAAGGCAUGAACUAUCGUUCAUUCCCAGAACAAACUCAUUAUUAUAGACAAUAUUUUUAUAACUAUUCCUACAAUUUUUAUCUGUACAUAUAACUACUAGACUACUACUUAGAUUUUCACUGUAAAUCCAUUGUAUUUUUACACUAAAGAUGGAUCAAUAAAACUAUUAUUAUUAUUAUAGACCUACUCAAAUAAUGUUUAGAGUCUACAUUUUUUCAGUACAACGGAAGUUUCUACCAACAACUUCAUGGCACAGCAAUGGGAUCUCCAGUUUCCGUAGUCGUAGCAGAGAUUGUAAUGCAACGGUUAGAAGAACGAGCAUUGUCCUCUUACCCAAACCCACCACCUUUUUGGUUUCGCUACGUCAAUGAUACCUUGACGAGUGUCGAUAAACAUCAGAAAAACGACUUUGUUGAUCACCUCAACAAACAAAACCCCAGUCUACAGUUCACUAUGGAACCUGAGAAAGAUGGUAAGAUAGCUUUCCUAGACUGCACGAUAACCAGAGACGGCAAUUCCCUUCGAACGAGUGUCUAUCGAAAACCCACCAGCACCAGCCGUUUAUUAGAUAAUUCAUUCUACCACCCAACCUCGCACAAGUCAGCUACAAUAGCAACCUUAGUGAAGAGAGCGCAUGCAGUUUGCAGUUCUAGUGAAACCCUCGAAGAAGAGAUGCAGCACCUUGAUAAAGUUUUUACCAUCAACAAAUAUUCUAAACCUUUUGUGAACAAC